Messenger RNA from Ogataea parapolymorpha DL-1, 2157 nucleotides. RefSeq names its product Serine/threonine-protein phosphatase 4 regulatory subunit 3. Gene Ontology annotation, biological process: DNA damage response; protein dephosphorylation. Gene Ontology annotation, cellular component: nucleoplasm; protein phosphatase 4 complex. The record is from RefSeq and is a predicted model, not a curated record. Gene Ontology annotation, molecular function: protein phosphatase activator activity. Bases 1 to 2157 code for a protein of 718 amino acids. NCBI's taxonomy places the organism in Eukaryota, Fungi, Ascomycota, Pichiomycetes, Pichiales, Pichiaceae. The transcript has a single exon.
AUGGAUGCUGUACGGCCAACCUCGCCGCGGCGCGUGAAGGUAUACACGCUGGAAGAUGAUAAGUGGGUCGACCGGGGCACAGGGUACUGUUCAGGAAUGCUGGAGGGAGGCCCCCAUUUCCUUGUCCGAAACGAAAAUGACACCUCCCAAACGCUACUGAAGGCCACAAUCGAGGGCUCUACGCAAUACCAACGACAGCAAGACACGCUAAUUGUCUGGACAGACAGUCAAGGAAACGACUAUGCUCUUUCGUUCCAGGAGCCAGACGGCUGUCUGUCGCUAUGCGAAUUUCUCAUCAACAUCCAGCACACAAUUGAGCCCAACAUAUCGCUGGUGGCUGUGGUAUCGAACGGCCAGGACGGCGAAGUCACAGAGGUGAUUGCCGGCCCUGUGCCUGAGCCAUGUUUCCCCACCGACACGAACCUGGCCGAGCUUCUGGAGCUCUUGAAUCAGGGCGCAAAGUCCAACAAAUUUAAGGAGACUUUGCUGGAUUUCAUCAAAAACGACGGCUUUUUAACGAAACUCAUUGAAACGUUCCACAGAAACGAGCAGAACAAGAACCUGAUCAACCUCUACUAUUUGUGUGAUAUUGUCAAGACGUUGGUUUUCUACGGUGAGUCGGCCAUUAUGGAAACAUUUGUGGACGACGACGCGAUCGAUGGCAUUGUCGGAAUCCUCGAAUACGAUUCCGAGUUCCCCAACUACAAGACAAACAACCGACAGUACCUUGCUGAAAAGACUAGCUUCAAAGAGGUGAUCCCGAUUCAGAGCGACGAAAUCAAGGACCUCGUAAAACGAACUUUCCGGCUCUAUUUUCUCAAGGACGUGGUGCUGGCCAGACUGCUGGACGACGCGUCCUUCAACUGUAUUUCGACCAUGAUCCAUCUCAACGAAGACCAGAUUCUCAAAUUCAUUCGCUCGGAUCCCGAGUUCCUGCCCGCCUUAUUCAAGCUAUACGACGACACCAACGACCUCAGUGUGUCCAAGGCACGUGACGGAAUCAAGCUGAUCCACCAGUUCACUCUCAUUGCCAAGAAGUUCCAGCCCGUGCCGCAAUCCGAGUUCUACAAAGCCUUAAUCGACCAAGGUCUAGUGAGACUCAUACAGUUCGCAUUCAAAGACUCCGCCACAGAGAGCCGAAUACUGGCGACGGAGCUUAUUGUCACCAUAAUAGAGCACGACGUGCUUCUGUUCAACAAGAACGAGACCGAGAUCGACACCACUUUGAUCUCCAUCCUUAUCGAAGUCCUUUUACAGGAUCCCAACGUUGGACUGAAAACACAAGCAUUCGAGGCCAUCAAGGUUCUUCUGGACCCUGCAAACAUCGCGCAAUCGACCCUGCCCUUUAAUUCGACUCUCGGAAAUGCAGACGGCAACAUCGACACGAGCCUCGUGGAAUCUGGUUAUCUCCAAAGUUUUUAUAAGGGAGCUGCAGAGAAAUUGUUUUCACCACUUGAAAAGCGCAUCUCCAGCCCGUCAAGCAAAUCCACCACCAUCACAUACUCCAACCUGUGUGAGCUGCUCAACUUCGUGGCAAGAGAGCACGACAGAGCCUUGAGCAAGACGUUUAUUUUGGAGCACAAUUUGCUUCGUGGAAUAGGCAAUCUCCACCGCAAAUGCUACUCGUUGCAAUUACGGCUUAGUGCCCUGCGUUGUAUCAAAUCGAUCAUCAUGCUGGACGACGAGGACUAUGUUCGCUACCUUAUUGAGAACGACGUGCUUCAUGAGUUUAUGAGCAUGUUGCGAGAGACAGCUCGGCAGAAUAAUUUGGUUAAUUCUGCUUGUCUUAGUGUGCUCCAUCUUGUGCUACAGAACAAAGCCCUUAUGAACUUCAAGGCGUUGCGCAACUACUUGGUGGCUAAGUAUUCAGACACAUUGAGUCUCGACCCUAUUGGACUUGAAUUGAUUGCAUCCGGCGAAGACGCACGAGAACAGUCUUUGCAGGCCGAGGCUACAGAGGUGAGUCCCACGUCUCCAGAUAUCCCCGAUGAUGUCGAACAAGAGAACUCUCCGCUGACAUCGAAAAACGCUCGACGGAUCGAAGAUGACCUUGCGACGCCCGAAAAGAAGAAGAAGUUGAAUAACAUCAUUCUUAAGGCAGGAAAAACGUUUCGAAUUAAUAAUUACACCGAAGAGGAGGAAGCUAGCGAGACGUGA